GCCUCCGGUGCAGCGGCGGCGGCCCCCGUUGGUACCGCAGCUCUCUCCCCUCCAUCCCUCCCUACCAAAUCCCAGAGUUCGCCCGCCAUGGCUUUACUCACCGCCGCCGCCCGGCUCUUGGGAGCCAAGAAUGCAUCCUGUCUUGUUCUUGCUGCCCGACAUGCCAGUGCUUCUUCCACGAAUUUGAAAGAUGUAUUGGCUGACCUGAUACCUAAGGAACAGGCCAGAAUUAAGACCUUCAGGCAACAACAUGGCAAGACAGUGGUGGGCCAAAUAACUGUGGAUAUGAUGUAUGGUGGCAUGAGGGGCAUGAAGGGAUUGGUAUAUGAAACAUCAGUUCUUGAUCCUGAUGAGGGCAUCCGUUUCCGAGGACAUAGUAUCCCUGAGUGCCAGAAGCUGUUGCCCAAGGCUAAGGGUGGGGAAGAACCCCUGCCUGAGGGCUUAUUUUGGCUACUUGUAACUGGACAUAUCCCAACUGAUGAACAGGUAUCUUGGCUCUCAAAAGAGUGGGCAAAGAGAGCAGCUCUUCCUUCUCAUGUGGUCACUAUGCUGGACAACUUUCCUACCAAUCUACACCCCAUGUCUCAGCUCAGUGCUGCCAUUACAGCCCUCAACAGUGAAAGUAACUUUGCCCGAGCAUAUGCAGAGGGUAUCAACCGAACCAAGUAUUGGGAGCUGAUUUACGAAGACUGUAUGGAUCUGAUUGCAAAGCUACCUUGUGUUGCAGCGAAGAUCUACCGGAAUCUCUACCGGGAGGGCAGCAGUAUUGGGGCUAUUGACUCUAAGCUGGACUGGUCUCACAAUUUCACCAACAUGUUAGGCUAUACUGAUGCUCAGUUCACUGAGCUCAUGCGCUUGUACCUCACCAUUCACAGUGAUCAUGAAGGCGGCAACGUAAGUGCCCAUACCAGCCACUUGGUGGGCAGUGCCCUUUCAGACCCUUACCUGUCCUUUGCAGCAGCCAUGAAUGGGCUGGCAGGGCCUCUACAUGGAUUAGCAAAUCAGGAAGUGCUUGUAUGGCUAACACAACUACAGAAGGAAGUUGGCAAAGACGUGUCAGAUGAGAAGUUGCGAGACUACAUCUGGAACACACUCAACUCAGGACGGGUUGUCCCAGGCUAUGGCCAUGCGGUACUAAGGAAGACUGAUCCACGAUAUACCUGUCAGCGGGAAUUUGCUCUGAAACACCUGCCUAAUGACCCCCUGUUUAAGCUGGUUGCUCAGCUGUACAAGAUAGUGCCCAAUAUCCUUUUAGAGCAGGGCAAAGCCAAGAAUCCUUGGCCCAAUGUUGACGCUCAUAGUGGGGUGCUGCUCCAGUACUACGGCAUGACGGAGAUGAAUUACUACACGGUCCUGUUUGGGGUGUCACGGGCCCUGGGUGUACUGGCACAGCUCAUCUGGAGCCGAGCCCUAGGUUUCCCUCUAGAAAGGCCCAAAUCCAUGAGCACGGAUGGUCUGAUGAAGUUUGUGGACUCUAAGUCAGGGUAAAACUGGAGACUGGGGAAAACCAACUACCAGAAAAUGAGGAAGCUUAAAAAAAAAGUAUAUCUUUGUUUUGUUCCAGGGGGGCCUUUAAGAUUUAAGAUUAAAUUGUAUCUGAGGCACUGAUAGUACAUUUGAAGUUAAAAUAUAAAUUAAGACUUUAAAAUUUGAAAAAUCACCCCUUUCCUAAUUAGCUCCCUUCCCCUGCCUGGUAUGAGUUGUCCAUCAACUAUAGGAUGACCAGGACUAAAGCCAAGUGGUAAGUGUGAGAAUCUGGCCCCUC
Molecule: messenger RNA, 1765 nt
Organism: Tupaia belangeri chinensis (Chinese tree shrew)
Lineage: Eukaryota; Metazoa; Chordata; Mammalia; Scandentia; Tupaiidae
Gene: CS
Product: citrate synthase
Exons: 11
Coding region: 88-1488 (466 amino acids)
Biological process (GO): tricarboxylic acid cycle; citrate metabolic process; carbohydrate metabolic process
Cellular component (GO): mitochondrial matrix
Source: RefSeq, a predicted model, not a curated record